Cladocopium goreaui is the source of this 4659-nucleotide messenger RNA. Lineage: Eukaryota; Dinophyceae; Suessiales; Symbiodiniaceae. The record is from the annotation of a GenBank genome assembly.
AUGGGUGAAUGUGCUCGCUGCCACGUGGAUGGGUAUCGUGAAAAUGAGGUUCGCAUCUACUUUUCCGGGUGCUGCGACUGCCGCCUCUGCAGCCGUUGCCUGCAGCUGGCCAAAGCUGGGGCAUGCCCCGGCUGCGGCAUUCGAGCAAGGGUGGAAGACUUUUCGACGGACCCUCGGGAGAGCCGAGAGGUGGACAAAGAGAUGAAGGUUCGGCGGCAGAUCAAGCAGAUCUACUGCAAGAAAGAGCAGGAUUUUGCAACACCUGACGAGUGGGAUGAGUAUCUCAUGAUGAGGGAAGACAUCAUCUACAAGCUAGCACACUCCUCAUUGAAGGAUGAGGUGCAAGAAACCUGGCGUCAAGUGGAGCGGUACAAGGCCCAACAUGCCCUAGACAUUCGUCAAGUUCAGAAGCAGCAGCCUCACAAGAUUCUGGAGAAAAUGGCCGCUGUCAUCACAGCGGAAGGAACUUGCAAAGGAGCUGCAGGGUCAUUUUACGACAGACAUGCGAUACAAGUGCUGUUGCACGAGCCAAGACCGGUGAGAACCAUGGGUGAAUCAAUCCGCACGCCGCAGCUGACAACUGCAGCAACAAAGGAUGUUGGUCAUUUCCAAGAGACGUUUUCUCAUGGGCGCGUAGCAUUCGGGCACCAAACCUUGCAGAAAAGAGACUUUGCCGGCCGUGUCAAUGCCGACUGGGCCGCAGCUGCACAGUUCCACCAUCCUUUGCAGGAUCAAUACAACGAUCUCCUCAAAGAGUUGCCAGAGAGCCCCGUGGGUGCUCGAACCUCGCCAAUGGCGCCGCAGCCGCUGCUUGCGGGAAGCGCGCCAGCCACUGGAGCGGUGCAGAGUGGCGGUGGCCAGGAACCCGAUAUAGGUUUGCAGAAGGCACGCUACUUCUUUUUGGCUGAUUUGUCCAGCUUGGCUUCUGACUUCUCCGUUGCGGCCAAGCUUCAAAAAAGUCUCUAUGGAGCUGAACUGCAGUACUUGAAAUUCACUCUAUGGUGCCAGAAUGAAUCUCAGGCAACUCAGUUCCAGAUCAGAAGCACGGAGCAAAAGAAGGCGAUGUUCACAGCUGACAUUGCCAAGUCCACCGCAGACAUGGCCGCUGCCUCCACACAUUUGGUGGAGCGCUUUUGGUUUCAGCGUCAUGCAAGAGACUGUGAGGAGAUUGCUCAGUAUGAGUCGACCGAUGAAGCAGACCUUAAGGCAGCUACACUCUUGAGGGAGAAAGAAGCUGCAGAUUUUAAGGCCUUGGAGCUGGAAUUGGUGAAUGGCAUCCGCACCACCCAGGCAGCACAAGUGAAGCUACAGCAGGACAUUGUGGCUGCUGGUGGGGAGGUGGCAGCUGGGGCUCAAAAUGCCGCAUUCUUACAGCAGAAACAGCCCAGCAAGGCCAUGAAAGCCUUCAGCGAUGUCAUGGUGGCGACUGGGCGCAAAAAACAGGGGAUGGGAAACAUCUUGGGCCGCUCAGAUGAAGAAGAAGAAGCGGCUGAGCAGAAAGCGCUGGAAAGGUGGCGGCCCGAGGUUGCUGGUCAGACUGUGACAGUCAAGAAGAGGAACAAGAUGCAGCCGUUGAGAUGGAAGAACUUGAUGAGGAAGACCAGGAAGCACCAGGGUGGAGGCUCUGACAGUGAGGACGAUGAGUUCGAUGCAGAGGCUGAGGCAGCUGCAAAGCGUGAUGAAGCGCGAAAGAGGAAGAAGAUCAUCGUCCGCAUGGAGUUUGAGCCAUUGCUGUCUCUAAACGAGCCCCUGGGUACAACAUUAGAGGAGCCAGCAGAGAUUUUCUCAACUGGAAAGGGCGGAAAGCGCAACAAGCGCAUGGAAGAGGCUGCUUUGGAAGAUGCCAAAGGUGUCAGCGAAGACCCGGAUGAGCUGCGUUUCGCCCUGGAGCAGAGCAAGCGUUUUGUGGUGGAUGACCAUGUCGUUGAGAAGACCGUGGUGCAACGAGUCUUCGAUUGCAUGGCCAACGACAUUGAGCUCAUCGAACGGGUAGACCCCGAGGAGGAGCAACGUGCCAAACGUGAAGAGAAGGAGCUGGGUGGCCAGGAUGCAGCAGAGAAAAAGGCCCUGGCCUUCCGAAGGUUGCAGGUGCAAAUCAAAAUUGAAGAAUUUCUCAAGUCCUACACCCGCGGGCAGAAUUUGGUGAAGAUCAAUGCCCGAGGGAAGAGAUAUGCCAGGCGGGUGUAUGUUGAUACAGCCAAGCGAGCCCUGGUGAUUCAAGGAGCCAAUGGGCCGAAGAUCUUCCCCUUUGCAGCAAUGAAAGAGGUGGAUCUUGAGACGCGAACCACCAAGGAAGGCCGGGUUGAAACCUUGCUGAUUUGUGCCAUUGAGAAGGAAGGACGCAUUGUGAAGGAGCUGACUCCUGCAUUCCCUGACCAAGCAAAGGCCAGUGCCUUUGUGAACUGCGAAUUGACAAAGGCGGCUGCUCUCACUAGCAGUGACGACAUGAAGACGUGCGCAGCCUGCAGGAGCUUCCCAGCACAGGAUUUGACAGGCCAUUGCUAUGGUGACAGCAUGUCCAAACACCAAGGCGUGGCGGCACUUGGUGAACUUGGUGACUUUCUAGACCGCCUGUUUCGUGUGGCAUGUGUUCGCUUGGGCCGGCUCGGCUGUUUGUGGUGGCAGACGCUCUAUCGGCUGUGGUGGUGGCGGCCGUCGCGGCUGUUUCGUGUGGCAGGCGCAGCACUUGGUGACUCCCCAGACUGUCUGGCUGCGGGGGUGGCCGCUUGGGCCGUGGCAGUGCGGAAGGAUGUAAGACUCAACACAAAUGAGAGCGAGAGGAACGACUCACCAAACAGUGAGGGCGCCCAAAAGAGAAGACCCUCAAUUCGCACGAAGCAGAGCGAGGGAUACAAUUCAGAAAUUCACGAGGUCUAUGAGCAUGACAAAGACCACUUAGAGUGGCUGAACAUGUCUCUGAAGCACCUUUGGCCAGAGAUGAGCGAGGCUGCCAGAGCUGUGGCGGUCGGCAAAGUCCUCCCAUCGAUUAAAGCCAAACUUCUAGCGAAGGGAAAGGGUGCGAUCUAUGAUGUGAAGUUUUCAGAGUUUACCCUGGGUUCUCAGCCCGUUGUGUUGGGUCCAAUCCAGGUCUCACGAAUGCCUCGAGGAUCUGUGCGUGUUCGUGUCCUAUUGGACUACAGGUCCGACAUGCACGUGGAAAUGGAAUUGGACACGUCCUAUGGGCGGUGGUGCUUUGGAAUGAGGGACUUCCGGAUUGUGGGAGAGAUGGUCACGCGUGUGCGUCCACACAUUCCAGACUCUCCCGGCACCGGCAGUGUUUCAGUCUUUUUCGUGGACCCGCCGAAGGUGGACUUCACAUUCUCUGGGAACAUGUCUUUCGGGAAUUUCCCGUUCGUCAAGGAAGCCAUCAGACACAGUGUCGACUCAUUGAUCGCAGAAAUGUUUGUUCUGCCGAAUGUAGCCACCCAACACAUCAGCCUUACAGAUCUGAAAAUGUACCCUUUGGUCUUUUCGAGCCCUGUUCCGGUGGGGAUUUUGCGAGUCACUCUUCAAGAGACGGUCCUGGAAUCCAAAAUAGUGGAAGUCGCAUCCGAGGAGAAGUCGCCCAGCAAGAAGAAAGCCGGCACAGGUAUUCUCUCGCGGAUGUUCAGUCCCUUCACAAAGGCAUUCAAGGGCGUCUUGUAUGCCUGGGAAGAGACAGAGGAAUUCAUUGAAAGACAAGUUGGUGCUGUGAUCGGUGUGACCACUGAGCCAUAUAUGAAGUGGCAGUUGGGCCAGCAGGUGUGGAUGCCGGAUUUCAAGCCUGGCGCUUCCUUCAAUUUUGCCAUGUACGAUCCUGAGCAGCAUGUGAAAGUGUCGCUUUGGGAUCGUGACCUUCUUUCCAAAGACGAUCUCAUGGGAGAGACGACGUUUCAGGCGGUGAAGGCCAUCUUCCAUUCUGGGGAACGCGUGCCGCUGAUCGUUCCAGGCGAAGAGGAUCUCUCCGCAGGGACAUUCAAUGCCAAGAUCGAGUUCUUGGUGACCUCGCCGGGACACAACAGCAGCGAGGGUUACCUGGUAGUGAUCCGCGUGAGAGAGUUCCUGCAGGGUGGAUCAGCUCUUAAGGGCAAGAAGCUGGCCAUGCGUGCCGUGUUUGGCGACGAGCAACAAAUCACCAAGGCUGGUGCCGCAAUGCUGGACAUCACUGAGACAAUUCCAGCGAAGGCAAUGCUGAAGAAGAUUGAGGAGAAUAUGAAUGAAGCAGGUGUCGAUGAGGAAGCCAUUCAAAAGGUCUUGGAUCUUGAAUCGCUGCGACAAUGCAGCUUCGCAAUCAAUCGAUCGUUGCAUUUUGUCGUUGCCAACCAUGAGAUUGAAGAAGGAGAGGUCUCUCUUCACUUGGUUGACAUGGACAUUGUCCAGCAGAAGAAAGGCAAAGACAAGAAGGAGUCACCCAGGUCACCGAGAUCCCCAAGGGCCAGUGAGGCGGAUGAAGAGGUGGUUGGCUCUAUGAAGAUCUCACUGAAGCAGUUGUACGAAGCGGAAGGCUUGGAGAUUGGAGGCCCUUUCGAAUUUGAUGCAAAAGAACUCGGAAAGAUUGACGUGAAAAUGCAUGUGCACUUGAGUGGCCUGGAACCAACAAGUCUGGAGACGGUCAACAAAAUGGCUGUCGACGAGGAUAAGAUGGCUGCGGAAGUGGAAGAGAUCUUGCAGGAAAUGUGA